Papilio machaon (common yellow swallowtail) is the source of this 1900-nucleotide messenger RNA. RefSeq names its product NAD kinase. The coding region runs from base 305 to 1663 and encodes 452 amino acids. The transcript has 9 exons. NCBI's taxonomy places the organism in Eukaryota, Metazoa, Arthropoda, Insecta, Lepidoptera, Papilionidae. Gene Ontology annotation, molecular function: NAD+ kinase activity. The record is from RefSeq and is a predicted model, not a curated record. Gene Ontology annotation, biological process: NAD+ metabolic process; NADP+ biosynthetic process.
UUGCUAUCAGUUUCACAGUCGCUCUGGUCGUGUUCGGUCGUAUACACCAGGCGGCGCACUCAUAAAUAUUAUUCUUUAAAACAUCAAACCAGCAACUCCUUAGCCUCCGUAUUAUUUUAACAAUUUUGUACAACACAACCGUGUUUAUUUUGCAAUAACGUUUCGCGUGCUACAGAAGGUUGCCGUACAGUGUUGUGAAAUUAGAUUCGCUUUCGGGCAUGCGAGUUGUAUAAUUCGUACUUUAUUGAGGAUAGGUUUACAAGUGUAGAAUAUCCAGUCAAGUGAUGUGGUAAAAGACCUCGCCAUGUUGUCUAUGGAAUCGUUGUGGUGUUCCUCGGAGAGCGAGCUGUCCAGUCUUAAGAUUGCGAAGACCGUUGAAAGACCUGAGUACAGAUUUUCGAGAAGACGAUCAUCUAAGAGUUUAAUACCUCAGGCUCUUUUGCACUGUCCGGAGCCACAACCGAGAGCUCACCGCCGACGAAGAUCUGGCACUUGGCCGAGGACCAGAUCUCUGAACGCACCGUCUCCAAUCCAGCAGUUUGGACCAUGUGGCAGGAUAAUGAAAAACUCGGCAAUGGUUAUGCAAAUCCAGGACCCGGCGUCACAGCGGCUGACUUGGUACAAACCUCCACUGACGGUGCUCGUCAUCAAGAAGGUGCACGACGCCAGCAUACUGGCAUCUUUCGUGCAGCUCGUGCACUGGCUUGUACAUGACAAAAGUAUGGUAGUUUUCGUGGAAGCGGCGGUAUUAGAUGACACAUUACUGGCUGAGUACGGAGACUUCGCGUCGGUGCGGGAGCGGCUGAUGACCUUCCGCGCUGGCACCGACGACCUUACCGACAAGAUUGACUUCAUUAUCUGCCUCGGAGGAGACGGCACACUGCUGCAUGCCAGCUCACUCUUCCAGCAAUCCGUCCCUCCAGUGAUGGCUUUCCACUUGGGUUCCCUCGGGUUUCUGACGCCUUUUGAAUUCAACAAUUUUCAAGAUCAAGUUAUGAAUGUAUUAGAAGGUCAUGCAGCGUUAACGUUGCGAUCGCGUCUGCAGUGUGUGGUGCUGCGUAAGACGAGCAGCGAGGAUAAGAACAAGAAGAAGCCGACCACUAUAUUGGUGCUGAACGAGGUGGUGGUCGACAGAGGACCUUCGCCAUACCUCUCCAACAUCGACUUAUUCCUCGAUGGCAAACAUAUCACCUCCGUACAGGGCGACGGUCUGAUAGUAUCAACGCCGACUGGCAGCACAGCAUACGCGGUGGCGGCUGGCGCCAGCAUGAUACACCCCUCAGUACCCGCCAUCAUGGUGACACCCAUCUGCCCCCACUCGCUCUCCUUCCGCCCCAUUGUGGUGCCCGCGGGCGUCGAACUCAAGAUAACUCCUAGCCUAGAGGCGCGUAAUGUCGCCUGCGUUUCAUUCGACGGUCGCUCGCAGUUGACACUUAGACCAGGCGAUAGCCUAUAUGUGACGACAUCAGUGUACCCAGUGCCGUCGAUAUGCGCACAGGACCAAAUCUCCGACUGGUUCGACUCACUGGCUGAAUGCUUGCACUGGAACGUACGGAAGAAGCAGAAGCAAAUCGACGAGCUAAGUGACAUGACGCACUCAUCCAGCGAUACACUCGAGGAACUAGACGCAAACCACCACGAUGACAGGCCCGCGGACACGUGACCGUACCAUAGACAAUAUUUGCAUGAACGAUUGAUAGACUGGAGGAUUUCGUUGUCUAUGGCCUCAAUGAACGGUAUAAUAGCAAUAAAAUAUUUUUAAUGAAGCACAGCUCUAAUAUUGUGUCAAAAAUAUACUUGCUUUGUUUCAACAAACAAGGUUCAACGGAUAUUUAUUUCUAUUGUUACUAUAAGUAUCAACUAGUUAUCGACGAUUAUGAAUAAAAUAAAUGCUUUGACA